AACUCGCCCGAAAGCAAUUUAAAAAAUGGCGGCCAAAUUUUGUUUGGGUGAAGAGGAGACGAAGGUUACGCUGGUUUUAUUCAAUAGCGUUUCAAAUAGCGACGAGAUAAAAGAAAAACUUAUAAAAGGACAAAUAGAAGCCACUUUUAUUAAUCCAAAAACGAUAAUCGACAAAUUUCAAGUUCUGGUGGCCGUCAAUAAGGCCCUUCAUUGCCGGGCCCGUGGCGCCAUGAAGACCAAGAACGUAUAUUCCGAAAUAUUGUAUGGUCUUUCGCCCGCCAAAAAUAUUACUCGCUCCUUGAAAACCUUCGGAAUUAACGACUCGGAUUCGGAAGUGUUGGCGGUGAUACUGGACGACCGGGACGACGGAAAGUUACGGGAAAUAAGAAACGAAAUACGAGGAAUACAGGACGAUGUCGAACUCCUUUGUCGAAUUGGAGACGAGUCUUUAAUAAAAAAGUUAUAUGGAAUCAAAGAUGUGGAAUUAAAUGUUGGAAGUAUUUUGGAUUCAAUAGUGAGCAGAAUUUCUGUGAAAGAUUAUACGUGAAGAAUUGCUUUCCUAAAAAAAUAUUCUGUAAUGUAUGUAAGGUAAAAAUAAAAUGUAAUAGUGUAGUUUGAAAUAAAUUACUAGAGAAUUUGAUUUUAUAAUCUUGAUAUAAUGAAGGAUUGAAUGAAUUAUUUCCAAUUAGUAUGUUUCAGACAAUAAAGUAACCUAAUUAUUUAACAUGUA
Molecule: messenger RNA, 730 nt
Organism: Centruroides sculpturatus (bark scorpion)
Lineage: Eukaryota; Metazoa; Arthropoda; Arachnida; Scorpiones; Buthidae
Product: EKC/KEOPS complex subunit Tprkb-like
Exons: 4
Coding region: 26-547 (173 amino acids)
Biological process (GO): tRNA threonylcarbamoyladenosine modification; telomere maintenance via recombination
Cellular component (GO): cytosol; EKC/KEOPS complex; nucleus
Source: RefSeq, a predicted model, not a curated record